AUGGCCGAGGUGUUAUGUACGUGGCAAUCAGAUGGACGGGGUGCCCCUAGCUCACCUGAACAUGGAUUCCCAGCUCCUUGUUUGCUUGUUCACAAAUCUACAGAGUUCCAAUUUAGAUUGGCUCCCAAUUGCUGUACGCUCAGCCAGCGACGGCGCUGCUUCGCUGCACCUACGCUGGAUGCUCUUGGCCUCGCAUGCGGCAGCCAUGAAUGCUACAACUCCAUAGACGUCGCACUUGGGGGGGCCGUGCAGCCCUUUCCAGUAGACCGCAAGCAGGCUGGAAUGAUGCACAUGGACGGCAUUGUCAUGCCUAGGGGGGUGGGUGCCCAAGGCGCAAUCCCUUGGGAAGGUAACGCGCCUGCCCCCUACUUCGACCUCCCCUCGCAGCAUUCAAGUUUCCCUUCCCACCCGGGUAGGUAUUUCCUUCCCCCCGCCCCCUUCCCUACAAAACGCAGCAACGCUCCGCUGCACCCAAUGGCUGCCUGCCUGCCAUGGCUCUUAGCUGCCAUCACCACUGCCGCUGAAUAUGCCCCGCCGCUGCUGAGUCCUCUUCCGGUAUUGGGGGCGGGUAGAGCGACAACAGAAGAUCCAAUGACGCAGUUCUUUAUUAUUCGUUCUUCCACGGAGCACAAUGUCGAAGUCUCUAUGCGCAGAGGCGUCUGGGCAACUAUACCUCGGAACGAAGCGAGGCUCGCACAAGCCGUACAGGAAGCCCGCCAUGUGAUUUUAUUCUUUCGCGUCCAGUCUUCUCAGUGUUGGGCAGGAUAUGCCCUCAUGAAGAACGCACCGGGGGAAGGCUCGUAUCCUUCUAGCGUUUUCAGUGGACGGAGCGGUCGACCCUUUGUUGGUCUUACGUUUGACAUCCAGUGGAUAAGGCAGGUUCCCCUCAGCAUUGAGAAAACACGUAAUCUGCUUAACCGCUUCAACAACGGGGAAUCUGUUAACAGAGCUAUGGACGGACAGCCCGUAGAUCCCGAAGCGGGGAAGGCUUUGGCUUUCCUCUUCGACGAAAUGGCAGCGAACACGCGACUCCCUUCCUACGCGCCAGCCUACCAAACCGCGCGGCGCGUUGCUGCGUGCGUUGGUUUUUGUGCGGUUGCCUCAAUCGUCGCAGGAGGAGACGGACAUCGAGCGCUCAGUAAUAAUCCAGCAAUGCGAGUUUUCCCAGUAGAUCUCACCGAAAUGACGUAUGAGGACUACAUCGACACCUAUGAGGCCUCGCAAGCUUUGUGGAAUCGCGUCUUCGAGAAACACGGCUAUGUCUUGGACUCUGCUGCUGCUGCUGCUGCUGCUGCGAUCGCGGCGGGAGAGCCUGGCGUGGCUGCGUCAUUUGGAGGACCCCCUCCCAAGACGAAAGGCCUUAUGAGGCCUUUCGCAACAGCUUCGGAGUCUGUCGCUGGUGCGGCAUGCGCAGGCGCAGCGACAGCAGGACCAGGAGCUUCUCUGACCUCGCGCUGCUUCUCCUGCUCUUGCUGUGCAGCAGCUGACUGCGGGAAAAACGCCUCUUCCGCAGUCAAGGGGUUCGUCGCCACGCAACGGGAGUCGCAACAGGAGCCUCGCUCGCCGACAGACGCCGCUAAGCGAGGCCGCCUAAUAACACACCCGUCCGAAGACACCAGCCUACCAGCAGUCUACAUGCCCCCUCGACAUAUAUCACCGCGCGUGGCAUGGCACUAG
Cyclospora cayetanensis is the source of this 1677-nucleotide messenger RNA. RefSeq lists its product as uncharacterized. Lineage: Eukaryota; Apicomplexa; Conoidasida; Eucoccidiorida; Eimeriidae. The record is from RefSeq and is a predicted model, not a curated record. The coding region runs from base 1 to 1677 and encodes 558 amino acids. Gene Ontology annotation, cellular component: nucleoplasm. The transcript is spliced from 11 exons. Gene Ontology annotation, biological process: regulation of mRNA splicing, via spliceosome; mRNA splicing, via spliceosome. Gene Ontology annotation, molecular function: N6-methyladenosine-containing RNA reader activity; mRNA binding.